AUGUCAGAAGUUCAAAAAAUUAAAGUCAAGAACCCCGUUGUCGAAAUGGACGGUGACGAAAUGACAAGAAUCAUCUGGAAAUUUAUCAAGGACAAAUUGAUUUUCCCAUAUUUGGACAUUGAUUUGAAAUACUACGAUUUGAGUAUCGAGUACAGAGAUGAGACAAACGACAAAGUCACCACUGAUGCUGCUGAAGCUAUCUUGAAAUAUGGUGUCGGUGUUAAAUGUGCCACCAUUACUCCAGACGAACAGAGAGUCAAGGAAUUCAACUUGAAGAAAAUGUGGCUUUCUCCAAACGGUACCUUGAGAAAUAUUCUUGGUGGUACGGUGUUUAGAGAACCAAUUGUUAUUGACAACAUCCCUAGAAUUGUCCCUUCAUGGGAAGAGCCGAUUAUUAUUGGAAGACACGCAUUUGGUGACCAAUACAAGGCAACCGACAUAAUUGUGCCUCAAGCAGGUGAAUUGAAAUUGGUAUAUACUCCAAAGGAUGGUGGUGAACCAAUUGAGUACCCUGUAUACGACUUUAAAGGUCCAGGUGUCGGUUUGGCAAUGUACAACACCGACGAAUCCAUCACCGAUUUUGCCCUUAGUUCUUUCAAAUUGGCAAUUGACCGUAAGAUGAACUUGUUUUCAUCCACCAAAAACACCAUUUUGAAGAAAUAUGACGGGAGAUUCAAGGACAUUUUUGAAAACUUGUAUGCCACCAAAUUUAAGCCAGAAAUGGAUAAAUUGGGAAUCUGGUACGAACAUAGAUUAAUUGACGAUAUGGUGGCACAAAUGUUGAAGUCAAAAGGUGGUUAUAUCAUUGCCAUGAAGAACUACGAUGGUGAUGUUCAAUCUGACAUUGUUGCACAAGGAUUUGGUUCUUUGGGUUUGAUGACCUCGGUUUUGACUACCCCAGAUGGAAAAGCAUUUGAAGCUGAAGCUGCUCACGGUACAGUAACUAGACAUUAUAGACAGCACCAACAAGGCAAAGAAACCUCCACCAACUCCAUUGCAUCAAUUUACGCUUGGACUAGAGGAUUAAUACAAAGAGGUAAGUUGGAUGACACUCCCGAUGUUGUUGACUUUGCCAAAAACUUGGAAAAGGCUGUUAUUGAUACCGUCUCUAAGGACAAGAAAAUGACCAAAGAUUUGGCAUUGGCUCAGGGAAAGACCGAUAGAUUGAGUUACGUCACCACCGAAGAGUUCAUUGAUGCCGUUGCAAACAGAUUGAACAAAAACUUGGGACGUUCAAAGAUUUAG
This is a messenger RNA of Lodderomyces margitis, 1245 nucleotides long. RefSeq names its product isocitrate dehydrogenase (NADP(+)) (gene IDP2). The coding region runs from base 1 to 1245 and encodes 414 amino acids. Gene Ontology annotation, molecular function: NAD binding; magnesium ion binding; isocitrate dehydrogenase (NADP+) activity. Gene Ontology annotation, cellular component: mitochondrion. NCBI's taxonomy places the organism in Eukaryota, Fungi, Ascomycota, Pichiomycetes, Serinales, Debaryomycetaceae. Gene Ontology annotation, biological process: isocitrate metabolic process. The record is from RefSeq and is a predicted model, not a curated record. The transcript has a single exon.